UUGUGGCAGUUUUUCUCGGGGCUGUGAUCGCGAUGACAGCAGUGUUUGGAUUAGAUCCUGAUUUUCAGGUUGAUCUGAUCAGAGAGUUGGAUUUGGCCAAUGCGACACAUGGAAUAAUUCAAACUGCAGGUCUUCACAACAGCAGCAAAGCCUUUCUCUUUCGAGAUGCACAGAGAAUCAUUCAGGUUCCCUCUCAAAUCACAGAACAAAUACUGGAGUUGCUCAGAAACAAAAAUGAAUUCACGUUCAUGGCUUCCAUCCAGCAGAAGGCAUCCACAUCUGGAGUUCUCUUCUCCAUCCACGAGUCUGAGUACAGCUACUUUGAACUGGAGAGUAGUGGACUUCAGGACGAAAUUCGCUACAAAUACCGCCACAAAGGAAAACAGCGAGCUGAGACUUUCCCAUAUAGACUAGCUGAUGGUCAAUGGCAUAAAAUUGCUUUGUCUGUUAGCGCCAGUCAUUUACUGCUUCACGUGGACUGUAACAGGAUAUACGAGAGAGAGAUAGAUGCUUCUGAGAUGGAUUUGUCUGCAGGAAGUGGGAUUUGGCUCGGACAGCACAGCCACAGACACGGACUCUUCAAGGGUUCUAUGCAAGACGCCAAAUUAAUCUUUUCUUCCAAUGGCUACAUUAUGCAGUGCCCCAGCCUCAAUCGCACAUGUCCAACAUGCAGUGAUUUUCUCAGCCUCGUGCAAGGAAUAAUGGAUCUGCAGGAGCUUUUGACUAAAAUGACAUUGAAGUUGAACUAUGCUGAAUCCAGGCUGAGUCAGUUGGAAAGUUGUCACUGUGAAAGGACGUGCAGUGUGAACGAUGUGGUGUAUCGGGAUAAAGAACUCUGGACUGAAGCAGAAAACUGCAGAACCUGUGCUUGCAUGAAUGGUGCUGUUGAGUGUCGGAGAAUAUUUUGCCCCCCUGUGAACUGUUCAGAGGAUUCGUUACCUGUUCAUGUGGAUGGAACGUGCUGUAAGAAAUGCAGAUCUAAAUGCAACUAUCUGGGCCAAACUCUUUCAGAGGGUCAGCGCAUUUUCCUACAGAGCUGCAAAGAGUGCAAGAAUGGCAUGAUGGAGUCAGUGAAUGAAAGCUGCCCGAGUCUCAACUGCACAAUAAACGAUCAGAUUUUGCCAGAGAACAGAUGUUGCAACGUCUGCAGAGGUCAUGAUUUCUGUGCAGAAGGAGUUCUUUGUGGAGAAAACUCUGUUUGCAAAAAUCAGAAUAACAAAGCGGAAUGUGAAUGCAAGAGUGGAUACACAUCUAUCCAUGGAGACUCAACAUACUGUGAAGACAUAGAUGAGUGUUCCACACAGAUGCACUACUGUCAGGCCAACACAGUGUGUGUUAAUUUGCCCGGAGGACAUCGAUGUGACUGCCUUCCAGGAUUCUCCAGAGUAGAUGACUUCUCCUGCACAGAGCGUGACGAGUGUGUUAGCGGUCAGAGUUCGUGUGACGACAAUGCCAUCUGCACUAACACCAUCCACGGCCACUUGUGCACCUGCAAGCCAGGAUUCAUGGGUAACGGCACCAUCUGCACAGCAUUUUGUAAGGAUGCCUGUCUCAACGGAGGAACGUGUGCAUCUCCAAACACAUGUGUGUGUCCUUCAGGCUUCACUGGACGCCUCUGUGAGACAGAUGUUGACGAGUGUGUGGAAGGUUUUGCUCAGUGCCACACACACUCUCUAUGUGCCAAUCUGCCUGGAUGGUACCACUGUCAGUGUCGGAGCGGUUUCCAUGACGACGGCUCUCACCUGCCCAACGGCAGCUCCUGCGUGGAUAUUGACGAGUGUACCAUGCACACACACACAUGCUGGAACGACUCGGUGUGUGUGAACCUGCCAGGAACCUUCGACUGUGUGUGUAUGAACGGCCCAGAAUGCACUGGGGACUGCAUGCAAGGUGACGAGCUAAAACACAAUGGAGAAGAGUGGAGCCUCAACCACGAUCGCUGCACUGCGUGCACCUGCAAGGAUGGCAGAGUGUUUUGCAGGCGGAUAGUGUGUGACUGUGCCGCUCCUGACCUGGAUCUGUCCUGCUGUCCAGAGUGUGACACGCGCCAGAGCAGUCAUUGUGUUCAUCAGAACGGACACACACUUUACCACAGCGGAGAAUCCUGGAUCUAUAAUUGCCAGCAAUGUCAAUGCCUGGAGGGAGAGGUGGGGUGUGUAUCCCUCUCCUGUCCUGUCCUGCUGUGUAAUCACUCGACCGUGAUGGAGGGAGAAUGUUGUCCACGCUGCAUUUCUGACCCCUGUAUCAAUGACAUUGAGACCUCUGACCCCAGGCAGACGUGUCAUGACCCUGACGGCAUCACCCGCCUCAGCGGAAUCAUUUGGCACGACCCCAAUGCACCAUGCACCACCUGCACAUGCAAGAAUGGGAAAAUCUGCUGCUCUGUCGAUUUGGACUGCAUCCAGAACAAUUAAACAUGUCACCUUGUCAUCGGCAAGAUUUUAUUUCCCCUCCUCCUGGACCAGCCAGAUUUUCAGAAGUCUUGCAAGAAAUAUAAAAUGCUCUUUUCUCCUUCUGGAUCCCAUCUGUGGCGCUGAC
Messenger RNA from Neoarius graeffei (lesser salmon catfish), 2538 nucleotides. RefSeq names its product protein kinase C-binding protein NELL1-like. The record is from RefSeq and is a predicted model, not a curated record. Gene Ontology annotation, molecular function: calcium ion binding; protein binding. The coding region runs from base 33 to 2414 and encodes 793 amino acids. The transcript has 20 exons. NCBI's taxonomy places the organism in Eukaryota, Metazoa, Chordata, Actinopteri, Siluriformes, Ariidae.